Molecule: messenger RNA, 3707 nt
Organism: Bacillus rossius redtenbacheri
Lineage: Eukaryota; Metazoa; Arthropoda; Insecta; Phasmatodea; Bacillidae
Gene: Chmp1
Product: charged multivesicular body protein 1B2
Exons: 1
Coding region: 354-953 (199 amino acids)
Biological process (GO): protein transport; late endosome to vacuole transport; endosome transport via multivesicular body sorting pathway
Cellular component (GO): multivesicular body; ESCRT III complex
Source: RefSeq, a predicted model, not a curated record
AAACAUCCAUAGACUUCAAAAUAAGUUAACUAUUUAGUACCUAAAAUUAACUCGUAAUUUGUUUUUAUCUAAACUAAAAAUAUAUAUUGAAAACGAUUAGUGUACCCUACUACGGCAUUUGAUUUAUCUUUUAUUUUUCUUGUAAUUUUUUUUCUCUUAAGGGAAAUUUUGUUUGUAUGUGACAGUCGUGCGUCAGCUGACAAGGUCGUCAUUAAAAAAAAUAUAUUGCUAACAUCAUAAAGGUAUUAUAGGGUUGGGUUCUGGUUUUGUUACUGUGAAUGUUUUGUGGGGUGUAACACAUCAGCGACGUCGAGGUAAUAGCGAAACAGUUUGACGAACUCGAAAUAUCCACGAUGUCUGCCAUGGACAACCACUUGUUCAACCUGAAGUUCGCCGUGAAGGAUCUGGAGCGGAACGCCAGGCGGGCCGAGAAGGAGGAGAGGAAGGAGAAGCUCAAGUGCAAGAAGGCCAUCCAGAAGGGCAACACGGAGGGCGCGCGCAUCCACGCGGAGAACGCGAUCCGCCAGAAGAACCAGGCGCUCAACUACAUGCGCAUGAGCGCGCGGGUGGACGCCGUGGCGAGCAGGGUGCAGUCGGCGCUGACCACGCGCAAGGUGACGCAGUCCAUGGCGGGCGUGAUGAAGGCCAUGGACGCCGCGAUGCGCUCCAUGAACCUGGAGAAGAUCUCGGGGCUGAUGGACAAGUUCGAGACGCAGUUCGAGGACCUGGACGUGCAGAGCUCGGUGCUGGAGAACACCAUGGCGCAGACCACCACCACCAUGGUGCCCCAGGGCGACGUGGACUCGCUGAUGCAGCAGGUGGCCGACGAGGCGGGGCUGGAGCUGAACCUCGAGCUGCCCCAGGCGGGCUCCACCGUCGGCGCGUCCACCCAGGUGUCCCAGGAGCAGGACGAGCUGACGGCUCGUCUCGCGCAGCUGCGCCAGAUGGAGUGAGUCUCGCGUGUCCGUCCCGCGCGAUGCUGCUGAAGACGUGGGCGUAUUCAGCUUCGACACCGCCACAUUGCUCCGCGCCGGUGCUGCUGGGGUUUUCCGCUGGCUUUUUGAAAUGCAGAAUAAAAAGCUUCUGAUUUUUUUCCAUAUUGCUGCAGAAAUUGACAUAAUUUUUUUUUUAAUCCAUGUAAGUUUUCUACCUUAAUUGUAUUUUAAGGAUUACAUACUGGUUUUAUGUACCUAGGUAGAAGCUAUCAGAUAGCCAUUCUUUUACUAUGGAGAAGAGAAAAAAAAGGGAACCGGGUGGAAUCCCAAUUGCGAACGAACAUCUAAUCCAAAAAAGUUUUUUUGGUUUUUUUUACAGAUUGUUGGAAUGUGUUAAAUCGCAUCUUUUAAUUUAGGUGAAAGUUUCCAAUUUCAUGUUUUGGGAUACUUUUUUCACAUUGUACAUUCAAUUAUUUACUUUCACACAUUUAUUGUUUUUGGAAGUGUUGUAUACUUGCUUUCUUUGAUCACAGUAAGAAACAACCACAGUUAUUAACAGCCGUAAGCACCUGUUAAAAUUCACGAUCUGGAAAAGGUUGCUCGGAAUAAGCGUGUAGAGAGGAUUUUUUUCGUAUGCUAUGUUAUAUGCCAGCCAAUUGCUUGGAAGUAGUUUGAAAGUAUGUGAUAAAAUCCAGAUUACACAAAACAUAAGUAAGUAUAGGGUUAUUAUUAUUUUUUGUUACCAAAUAAUCUAAUGUUGCAUGAAUGAUUGCUAACAUAUAAACUAGAACCAUAAUCAAAUAACUGCUAACAAGAUCAGAUAACCAACACAAAUAUAGCAUUUGUGUGAAUUGUUCACAACUUCUCGUUUUUGUAAUUGUCUGAUGGGUCACGUAUCAGCUGUAUUAUUGUGGUGUAGCAUUAUGUUGAGAAUAUCUCCACUUAAAUAUUUCAGCUAUCCAAUGUGCUUAAAUUGGAUCAUUAUUUCUUGGCUCCGUCACUUUUAGUUGUGUGUAGAUCUCACUCGUACCGUCUUCCCUUCAGAUGUACCUUCCUUUUAACAUAAAAAAAAUUGUGCAUUUAUUUGGAAAAGUCUGUUAACUGCCGUCCAUUGGGAUGGAAAAUCAAAAUAUAUUUUCGCUAUACAUGUACACUUUUUCUGAGCUAUCUGGAAUUAGCCUCGGAUACUAAGUAUGGUGCUUCAUAAGUAAGUUAAGUUAUUAAUAUUAUUGUAGUAUAAAUUUGAGCUCAAUUAGACAUUAAUUAUAAUUUCCACCUCUAACAAUAUGCCCCUAUGUGUUUCAUUGUUAUUCCUGUUUAUUUAGGUAAAUUUUAAGUCCUUACUUAUCCACUUGUCAAUCCUUUACUUUCAUGCUCUUAGCACAAACUUUAAAUAAUGAAAUUGUUUUAUUUCGGUCCAAAUUUCAGGAGUUGAUUUAUCUUGAUCUGUUCUUGAGGCUAUGCUUCUGCUUGCUGGUCACUGGAAACCCUUCUUUGCACGAUGUUGCACGCAAGUUGUGCUAACAGAUGCAAUAAAGUAAAAAAAGAUUAUUUUUUAAGACAGUACCAAGUGUUUUUCUCUUUGCCAAAGCUUGCUUGAUAUUUUUCGCUUGUAACUUGUUUAACUGUCAUUCGUACUUGAUAUCUCAAUUUUGAUUGAAUGCAGCUAUUUUUUAGUGAAAUAUUCUAAGCACGUGUUCGUGCAGUAAGUUUACCCCAAACUAUUUAUAAAAGUAAAUAUUUCUGGAAACCAAAGAGAUUGUUCUAACGCUCUAUUCAAUGCCUUGGAGUUGUAAAAACUCUGCAAACUUUCGAGAGACGAAUGUUCGGGAGUGCAUGGCAUUUGGCAGGUUAACGAAAUUUAAUUGUAACUUUGGGUGUUUCAAAAUGCUGUGCUAAACUAGAGUUCUUGAUUCGUUAUGGGUAUUUCAGGGAAGUAUAGCGUGCAGUGUAAAUUCAAAUGUGUGCAUUCGUAACACAUAAUGUUCCACUUACAUAUACCAUUACUUGGUUAGAAACUGACACUUUCUCUUGUCAUCUUUACUUCAUUAUGUGUGUGCACCUUCCCCCCUCCCCUCCCCACCCUUCAUCAUAGGCUGUCAGGCUGACCUUUAGGUAUCUUGAUAAUCUGCAGUUUCUGACAAGGGGUUUGUCUUUGUCAUGGGUGUGUUUUUAAUGAUGUGUAUGUAUCUGCAGGUUUCUUUUUAUUAUUAAGUUUGUCAAGCUUCUCGGCAAUGUCAUUAUCGCACUUAAGAGUGGAACUACACACGACAGUAGGGGGAAAGCACGAAUCUCAUAUUGCGACUGUUUGUGAAGUUGGUGGUCACAUUACUUUUCGCAUAUUACUUGCCAGCUGCUAGCCUCCAUCGGACAGGCUUCGAAAGUCGUUUGAUGGAAAAUGGAACAUACUGAGUAUGCAAAUAGGAUACGUACAUACUUUUUAUUCCGUUUAUCACGUGGGGUGUAUUCAUUUAGUUUCAUUUAUUUUUUAAGAUACUUAGUAACGUGGUGGGUUUAAAAUUUUCAACUGGUGGCUUUGAAAGUUUUUUUUUAAUUACUAUAUUUACAACUUUUCCAACAUAUAUAUCCUGCUGUUGUGUUCAGUUUUAAUCUUCUUGAAGCAGCUAAGUGCUUGAAGAUCUGCUGGCUUUUGCUGCCUUUGUUACAAUGUUAUCUUCAAGAUGCUGUAAAGAUUUUGUAUAUUCUUAAAUGAACGAUGUAUGUAAGAUAUCUAGUUCAGUAGCCUAAAUAAACUUUUCUUGUUUUGCUGUA